Messenger RNA from Fragaria vesca subsp. vesca, 1114 nucleotides. RefSeq lists its product as uncharacterized. The transcript has 6 exons. The record is from RefSeq and is a predicted model, not a curated record. NCBI's taxonomy places the organism in Eukaryota, Viridiplantae, Streptophyta, Magnoliopsida, Rosales, Rosaceae. Bases 6 to 950 code for a protein of 314 amino acids.
UAAAAAUGGCGGACAAGCCAAGCCGAGCUCUGGUUUUAUACGGAGAUGGGUUGGCCCGUUUCGUCAAUCCAUCACACACCCAUCUCCAUUCUCUCGCUUCCAAUGCUUCCUGUGGCUUCUUGAGCCUCCCCAAUGCUCCUCCCUCAGAAAGCGAGGAUGAGAGGAUUGCUAGAGAGUUUGCAGUGCUUGUGGAUGCAUAUGAAGCUUAUACCAAUCCAAGUGGAAGUACCACCAAAGAAGAAGGUGGGGAGAAUUUCACCAUAUCCGAAAGGUUCAUGGGGAUGAAAGCUGCUAUAGUUACAAACAAUCCAAGUUUGAAGUCUUUUGGUACCAGACUUGGUUUCUCCGUGCUGCCGAAUGAUGGUUUUAUCAAAAGCAGUAAGUCCCAAGCCGAGCUGCCAGUUGAGUCCGUGGCAGCUGAAUUGCUGAAGUUGCUUGGAUUUGGACAGACAGUGGAGCCGAGACAGUAUGAUUUAGUGUUCGUGCAUGUUGGGGCAGGUGAGGUAGAUGUUAAGAAUGAUCAGGCAAUUGCUGAUGAUGUGGAAUAUCCCAAUGCUUUGGUUGGUGCUAUAAUGAACAUAGGCAAACCUGGAACUGAAAUCAGUCUCCAUUUGCACUUGUCUGUUGUAAUGAGCUAUGGGGGUACCUCAGAAAAAGAUGAUGUCAACUUGUCAUUCUCAAUCAGUAAAGAUGGUACCAACUCCAAUCUGUCAAAGCUCGUUCCUCAUCAAAGUUAUACUAUGAGAGGAGAGGCUCUGCGGAAGGAUGUUAGGCACCAUUCCCCAAUGCUAUUGGCUCAAUGGCAAUAUGCUGUGACCCGCAAGGACAUGGCAGAGACAUUCUCUUUCGAAGAUUUCAAGGAGCAUGGUGGAAAUCUUGUAAUACCCGCAGAUAGAUUUCUGCACGAAGUAGCCUUCAAACUUUGGAAGGCCCCCAAAUAUGGAGCAUGAGAUAAUUUUCUGAAACGUCAUGGUGUGCAGAUAAACGCAAGGGGCAGAGCUGUUUGUUGCUGGUCUAAUAUGUUGAACUGGUGUUUUUCAAUAUACCAGGCGCUUUCAUCUGAUAAACUGUACCAGGCGCUUUCAUCUGAUAAAAUUAUAGACAUAAUUUUGGC